UUUACUUUUUUAGCAUCAAGGUUUUUUUCUUGCACUUCUAUCCAGUCUAAAAAGUCAGGUUUUGUACCUUGGAGAAGGAGAUUGUAAAUGCCUGAGAGUAUGAUAUUUAACUUGAAAAUCUGCUUUGGCUUUUCUUAAAACACCACCUUUAGUAAAGAAUUUUGAUAGCUAGGUAUAUGAGGGUAAAAGAUGGAAGUGAAUUAUGUGCUUACUAAAUUAAUCUAACUGCCUCUUUCAUCAUCUUUGCAAUGAAGUACUACCCAGUGUUAAUUGUCCUCCUGUUAUCUAGCCCUUUUAUCCCAAAGUGAGGGAAUUGAUGAGGAUAGGUGCAUUGUGUUAUGUCUGAUCACAGUUUGACUAGCAUAGUCUGGAAGUGGGUUGUACAGGAUGAGAGCAGCAGCUUAAUUGCUCUCCCUGCAUCAGCAGCAUCUAUAAAGCAUCCUGGGAAUUGCUCGCCCUACGUUCAGAGCAGCUGGUCACAUGAGCCUGGAUUUUCAGUUCAGUUCAUUAGUCAGCCAUUUUGGUCAACACCCUGCUUACUGCGCACAACCAAUCCUAUUAGAACUCAGCAUCCCGGCUCAUCUGAGCAGAUCCUGGAAGUGAUUUCUGCAGUUCAGGAUAUUUUUUAAGCUAAAUUGAAAAUAUUGGUUUAUUUUUGGGGAUUUUUGGGGGGUAUUUUUUUUCCUGCACAAAGGAGGAUUUUUCACUUAUUCAUUCAGAGACCAGUUUUUUAAAGCCAGCUAAGGUGGCAUCGGCUGUGCAACGUUUAAAGCCUAUAGCCCAGCUGAAAAAGGAGGGGGCAGGGAAGAGAAGAUAAAAGGACAGAAGCUAGAGAAAACAGGCAUCAUUUUAUUUUGCUAUGUGGUAGGAACUAUCUAUGAGAAAAGAUAGUAGAGGAUUGCUUGUCUUGAACAGUUGGUUCUUAAACCGUAAGGUAUUUUUCCUUGUGUUUUGUUUUAAUCUCCCCCACCCCUUUUCCUGAGAGCUUUGUUUCAGAGCUUUGGAUUUGGGGUUUUGGGGUAAGGAGGUUUUAUUUAUUUUUGUUGGGGUGAGUGUGUGUGUGUUUGUGUGUGUGUGUUGUGGUCCCAGCUGAGUCAUCAUGUCUGCUCUGACGCCUCCAACUGAUAUGCCAACCCCCACCACUGACAAGAUCACACAGGCUGCCAUGGAGACCAUCUACCUUUGCAAAUUCCGAGUGUCUAUGGAUGGAGAAUGGCUCUGCCUGCGAGAGCUGGAUGACAUCUCACUUACACCUGACCCAGAGCCUACCCAUGAAGACUCUUGGGAGGAUUUGACAGAUUUGGUGGAGCAAAUGCGCGAUGAUACAGAAGAUCCUAAUUAUCUCAUGGCUAACGAACGCAUGAACCUGAUGAACAUGGCCAAGCUGAGUAUCAAGGGCUUGAUUGAAUCAGCUUUGAACCUGGGAAGAACUCUGGACUCAGACUAUGCACCCCUCCAGCAGUUCUUCGUGGUGAUGGAACAUUGCCUGAAACACGGCUUGAAGGCUAAGAAAACUUUUCUUGGACAAAAUAAAUCCUUCUGGGGGCCUCUAGAACUGGUAGAAAAGCUUGUUCCAGAAGCUGCAGAGAUAACAGCAAGUGUUAAAGAUCUUCCAGGACUUAAGACACCAGUAGGCAGAGGAAGAGCCUGGCUUCGUUUGGCAUUAAUGCAAAAGAAACUCUCAGAAUACAUGAAAGCUUUGAUCAAUAAGAAGGAACUUCUCAGCGAAUUCUAUGAACCCAACGCCCUCAUGAUGGAAGAAGAAGGAGCCAUAAUUGCUGGUCUCUUGGUGGGUCUCAACGUCAUUGAUGCCAAUUUCUGUAUGAAAGGAGAAGACUUGGACUCUCAGGUUGGAGUUAUAGAUUUUUCAAUGUAUCUCAAGGAUGGGAACAGCAGUAAAGGUAGUGAAGGAGAUGGCCAAAUUACUGCAAUUCUGGAUCAGAAGAACUAUGUAGAGGAACUCAACAGACAUCUAAAUGCUACUGUAAACAACCUUCAGGCAAAAGUGGAUGCAUUAGAAAAAUCCAACACUAAACUGACAGAGGAGCUUGCAGUUGCAAACAACAGGAUUAUUACCUUGCAAGAAGAAAUGGAACGAGUUAAAGAGGAAAGCUCCUACAUAUUGGAAUCCAAUCGGAAGGGUCCUAAGCAGGACAGAACUUCAGAUGGGCAAGCACUGAGUGAAGCCAGAAAGCAUUUAAAGGAGGAGACACAGUUGCGACUGGAUGUUGAAAAAGAACUGGAGAUCCAGAUCAGCAUGCGACAGGAGAUGGAAUUGGCUAUGAAGAUGCUGGAGAAGGAUGUCUGUGAGAAGCAGGACGCCCUGGUGUCUCUGCGACAGCAGCUGGAUGAUCUCAGGGCUCUCAAGCAUGAACUUGCCUUUAAGCUGCAGAGUUCAGACUUAGGAGUGAAACAGAAAAGCGAAUUAAACAGUCGCUUGGAAGAGAAGACUAAUCAGAUGGCUGCUACCAUCAAACAACUCGAACAAAGUGAAAAGGAUUUGGUGAAACAGGCAAAGACCUUAAAUAGUGCAGCGAAUAAACUGAUCCCCAAACAUCAUUAGGCACUUUGCAAGUGGUCACCUCGCAAGUCUGACGUACGACUUAAUUGUAAAGAAAGAAAUCUGGAAGUUACUACAUUUAGGCUCUGAUUCUACAUAAAAUGUCACCAAAAAUUGACUUUGAAUUUGUUGGGACUUUAAAAAAAAAAGAAAGGAAAAAAAAACCAGUUUGAUAUAUAGGCUGUGGGUUUUUUUCUUUAUUUUCUCCCCAGAGUUAGAAACCUUAGUAUAAGUUCUCAAUUAAUUGCCAAAUAAACUUUGAGAAAUUACUUCUGAGUUGACCGAUAAACACACCAUUUAAAAAACACACACACAAGAAAAGCCUAGGGAAUUAAUUAAAACCCAGUGUGCAGAUUUUAUUGAUGCCUUUACAAGCAGUCCCUGACCAUAUCAGAUUCUAGGUGCAUUGUGUGUACCAGCAAGCCUGCUCGGCCACUGCGACGUAGUGAACAGGAGGUGACAGCGUAUGGACUAGCACUCUCCUAAAAUAGCUCUGUGUCUCCUAGGCCCUGGCCCCUUUCCACUUCUGUUGUGUAGGUUUACUCCCCAAGCCACGGAUAAGUACUUAGCAUCUCACUACAGUUCUAUUCUCAGUAACCAAGAUUGCUUGCAACUUUUUUGCCUUAGUGACUUUGGGGGGGGAGGGGGUGGGAAACCCGCAUCAUUACAUUUCUUUAAAGUACAUAGAGAUAAAGGUAGUGAUUAGGUAACUUAUGAUAACGUAAUAAUGUGGAAGCUUGGAAAACCCUCGUAAUAUUUGUCAUCUUCUACCUCUGCCAUUUUCCUGCAGUGCCACUUCCUAUUUAGGUAGCUCAGAGAGAACAAUUUUAAUGAAAAACUCGUCUAUUAAAAAAAAACAAAACAAAAAAAAACACACAAAAAAAAACACUACACAAUUUUCAAAUCUAUCUUGCUUUUCCUUUUGAAGCAAAGACAACAAGGUAUAGACAUGAGUGAUGGUUCCCCACCUGUCAUUCCUUGCUGGAAACAUUGACUUAAGAGCUUCUAUUACUUUCUGUUCAGAUGGGGAUUUGCUAGUCUCUAGGAAACUAACUAUCUAAUUUUAUUAGAAAACCAUCUCAAGGUAGGAAAUAGAUACAUAAUAAACUCUUUAUUAUUAUUUAGUCUAAAAACAAACAUUCCCAGUAGAUAACCACAAGAGUGAUUAAUUAGCAGGGCUUCUUUUUCUAAGUGACCCCAGAUCUACCCCUUUCUAGCUUUGCAUUGUAAAUAAUCCUAUAAAUACUUGGAUUUUUUUUUUAAUGACUUUUGAUAUGGGGGAACAGGCUGUACAUAAGCCUUCAUUCCUUCAAAAAGUCUUGACAAAAAAAUGUUUUUUUCUCAUUUUGGUAUGAUUUGCAGCAUUUCAGCUGCUUAGGUGGGAACAAAGAUAACCCCCCUUUGCUUCCAGCUUUUGAAACUCUUUACCUUCUUCUUGGAAAAACCAGAAUUAAGAGAGUAAGAUAGAUUUCACUUGUGCUUCUAUAGGUCCUUACAGACUUGAACCAAAGUCAAGUCAAAGAGCAUAUGACUAACCUCAUGGAAUAUCCUGUGCUCUUGAACUUAUUUUAGUUCUUAUAAUUUUGCACCUGUUCUUAUCUUCAUCAACCUUUUGUGGUGAUGAAUUGCCUUUUCUAUGAGCAUUUGGGAGGAGUGCUCAAACACUAAAAUAAAACAUUUUAAAGACUACAGAUAGCAUGCUUUCAAAUUCUAUUAUAUAGAGCCCCAGAGGUUUCACCUUUUAGAACAUGCUUCUUUAUAGGUGCAAAGUUAUGGGAUAUAUAGAAGAAAACAUUCAUUAGAAUUCUCCAGAGAAUACGAUCAGGAAUCUUACAUAGGCCCGGUGCUGAGUUGUUUGUCCACUUAGUCACACACAACCUGGUGGGAAUGGAAAAGGAAAGAGAUGGCCAAACUCUGGCAAAGGCUUUUCCUUAUAGAAACAGCCGAAAAGCCUUGGUAAGGGUUAAUGUGUAAUGUCCGUGAUUUAAUAUAAUUUGUGGUUUAGGGAAAGGACCAGGAACAUGUUCUAAUUCCACAUAUAAUAAGGUAGUUGCCCAUUUGCAAGUUCCAGUUAUGUGUGUAAAGCAGAAAUAUGAAGUACCAAACCUAUUAGGAAAUAAACACAAACAAAAGGUGGAUUUGACUUUAAUUACUGUGUACUUGAGGUUGGCUUUGGAUAUGGAUUUUCUAAAAAGUGAUGUUUUAUUGUUUAUCAUCUAAUGGCUGUAAACUGUAGUACUAGAAUAAAAAAAAUUGGAAAA
Molecule: messenger RNA, 4821 nt
Organism: Lynx canadensis (Canada lynx)
Lineage: Eukaryota; Metazoa; Chordata; Mammalia; Carnivora; Felidae
Gene: RUFY3
Product: RUN and FYVE domain containing 3
Exons: 14
Coding region: 1100-2563 (487 amino acids)
Biological process (GO): regulation of axonogenesis
Cellular component (GO): cytoplasm
Molecular function (GO): metal ion binding
Source: RefSeq, a predicted model, not a curated record